Molecule: messenger RNA, 2243 nt
Organism: Ornithorhynchus anatinus (platypus)
Lineage: Eukaryota; Metazoa; Chordata; Mammalia; Monotremata; Ornithorhynchidae
Gene: PRICKLE3
Product: prickle planar cell polarity protein 3
Exons: 8
Coding region: 142-2136 (664 amino acids)
Molecular function (GO): zinc ion binding
Source: RefSeq, a predicted model, not a curated record
GGGGGCGGGCGGCCGUGUCGGUGGUGUCGGGUUUACGGAACAGAGCGGAGGGAGCGGGGGCCGAGCCGGGCCGGGCCGGGAGCCGUCGUCCGCCGUCCCGUCGUGUCCUGAGGUGUCCCCUGGCCGCCCCGGGCUCGCGCCAUGUUCACGCGGGGAUCACGGAGGCGCCGCUCGAGCCGUGGGGCGGCCGAGGCCGAGGAUCCCGACCGAGGGCAGCCGUGCAACGCCUGCGGGGACCAGUGCCCCGGAUUCCUGCUGCACGGAUGGAGGAAGAUCUGCCAGCACUGCAAGUGUCCCCGGGAAGACCACGCGGUGAGCGGCGUGCCCGUGAACCUGGAGCGCAUGAUGUGCCGGCUCAUCUCGGACUUCCAGCGCCACUCCAUCUCCGACGACGACUCGGGCUGUGCCUCGGAGGAGUACGCCUGGGUGCCCCCGGGCCUCAAGCCGGAGCAGGUGUACCAGUUCUUCAGCUGCCUCCCUGAGGACAAGGUGCCCUACGUGAACAGCCCUGGGGAGAAGUACCGCAUCAAACAGCUGCUGCAUCAACUGCCCCCCCAUGACAGUGAGGCCCAGUACUGCAACUCUUUGGAGGAGGAGGAGAAGCGGGAGCUGCGACUCUUCAGCCAGCAGAGAAAGAGAGAGAAUCUGGGCCGGGGCACGGUCCGACUCUUCCCCGUCACCAUCACUGGGGCCAUCUGUGAACAGUGCGGGAAGCAGAUCCGAGGCGGGGACAUCGCCGUGUUCGCCAGCCGGGCAGGGCACGGGGCUUGCUGGCAUCCCCAGUGCUUCGUGUGCAGCAGCUGCCAGGAGCUGCUCGUGGACCUCAUCUACUUCUACCAGGGGGGCAAGAUCUACUGUGGCCGCCACCACGCCGAACGCCUCAAGCCGCGCUGCCAGGCCUGCGACGAGAUCAUCUUCGCGGCCGAGUGCACGGAGGCCGAGGGCCGCCACUGGCACAUGCGUCACUUCUGCUGCUUCGAGUGCGAGGAGGCACUGGGCGGGCAGCGCUACAUCAUGCGGGAGAGCCGGCCGCACUGCUGCCCCUGCUACGAGGCGCGACACGCAGAGUACUGCGACAGCUGCGGGGAACACAUAGGCAUCGACCAGGGCCAGAUGACUUACGAGGGUCAGCACUGGCACGCCUCGGACCGCUGCUUCAGCUGCAGCCGCUGCCGCCGGCCGCUCCUGGGCCUGCCCUUCCUGCCCAAGCAGGGGCAGAUCUUCUGCUCCCGCGCCUGCAGCCUGGGCGAGGAGCCCGGGGCCUCCGACUCGGCCGACUCGGCCCUGCACGGGCCCCGCCCGCCGCCCCGGGACCCCCGGGACGCCCGGCAGCUGGGUCGCUCGGUCUCCUUCAGCGGGGCGGAGGGCGGCCCGCCGGUCCUUCCCGCACGCCGCAGCUGGAGCGGGAGCCCUGCGGCCGGCUCUCCCGUCCGGCCGGGCCCGCACCGGCCCGGGGACCCGUCCUGCUGGGGCCAGCGUCGGAGGACCGAGACCCCGGGCCCCGCGGCCCCCGGUCCCGCGGCCCCGGGCGGCUCCGUCUCUGGGGCGGGGCAGGGGGCCGGUGCGGGGCCGGUGCGGGGUUCGGGGUCGGGCGGCUCCCCGCGGCUCCCGCACGGCCCCGAGGCGCCGUCCCGCUUCCACCGCGGCGGGCCCCACCGCCACUCCAUGCCAGAGCUGGGGCUGAGGAGCGGGGAGGAUGCGGGACGGACCCCCGCCACCGCCCCCGAGCCCUUCGCCCGCCAAGCCGCCCCCCGGGUCAGCUUCCGGGACCCGCUCGUGUCAGACUGCGGGGACGGGGAUGGCGACGGGGCCUCGGGUCCCCCGCGGCGGCGGCCCCGCAGCCCCCCGCCCCGCCCCGAGCGCGGCACCCGCAGGCCCCGGCCCCGCCGCACGGCCCGCCACUCCCGCUCGCACCGCGGCUGGGAUUCGUCCUCCUCCGCCGCCUCCUCCUCCUCCUCCUCCUCUUCGGACUCAGGCGAGGAGGGCUACUUCUUGGGCGAGCCCAUCCCGCUGCCCCCGCACCUGCGCCCCCGCCCGGGUCCCGCAGCCCCGCAGGAGGAGGAGGAGGAGGGCGGGAAGGCGGUGCGGGCCGGGCUGGGCCGGGCGGGCCGGGAGAAGAACUGCAGCGUGGCCUGAGCCAGGGGACCCCAAGGCGGCUCAUCCCCCCUCUCCAUCACCCCCACCUUCCCACCUGAGGCCCCCAAACUUUUCAUGAAAAGGUUAAUUUAACAUUUCUAAUAAAA